AUGCUGGUUCCCAGCCCUGAGAUGAUGUCCUGGAAGGAGGAGUGUACGAGUCCACCCUCAUGUUUCAUCCAGCACCUGGACCACCUUGCGUUGGCUGUGAAGAGCAUUGAGGACACUGUGGCCUCCAAAGUCCUGGGCAUGGAGGUGGUGACUUUCAAGGGAAAUCGCAAAGCUUUACAUUUUGGCAACCAGAAGUUUAACCUGCGUGAGGCUGGGAAGGAGUUUGAACCCAAGGCUCGGUGCCUGGUCCCUGGCUCUGCAGAUAUCUGCCUUAUCACACAGGUGCCCCUGGACCAGCUGCUGGAUCACCUGAAGGCCUGUGGGGUGGUUAUUGAAGAAGGUCCCGUGGCCAGAACUGGUGCUGCAGGUCCAAUAACAUCCAUCUACUUCCGAGACCCCAAUGAGAACCUGCUCGAGGUUUCCAGGUACUGCACAGAUGUGACUGCAGUCAGUGGAGGGGAACCCUAA
This is a messenger RNA of Gymnogyps californianus (California condor), 468 nucleotides long. RefSeq names its product glyoxalase domain containing 5 (gene GLOD5). The coding region runs from base 1 to 468 and encodes 155 amino acids. The transcript has 3 exons. The record is from RefSeq and is a predicted model, not a curated record. Lineage: Eukaryota; Metazoa; Chordata; Aves; Accipitriformes; Cathartidae.